AUGGCUGGCCCCCUCGACGACUUCGUCCACUGGGACAAGGCUGCCGAUGCUAUUGGUGGGACUACCGAUUUCCAGCUUGAUGGCGAAAACCUCGAUCUCGUCCUUGCAAACGUCGACGAUGAUGAUUUCGGCUUUUCUGCGCUCCAGCAUUUCUCUGGCGACGCCAACCUUGAUCUGUUUGCCAUCCCCGGCACCAUGCCCGACCCCAUCUCCGAGGCCUGGUACGAGACGCCCCAGACCGCCUGCGCCCAUUGCGCCGCCGGUGGCUUUUCCUGCAAGAAAAUUCAUGAAGGUAGCUAUAAGGGCUAUUGCACCAGCUGCGUUGCUCUCCGCGUCGAGUGCAGCUUUGCCCGCGCUCUGGGCAAUGCCAUGCCUGGCGUCGAGCCGGCCGCGGCCUUCCCCCCCAGCCCUUGGCCCAACACCAUCCACUCGAGCUUUGCCAACCAUAUGGCUGCUCCUGCUGCUCAUCACCCCAACGAGAACAACGGUAUUAUUGCCCCGGUUCCCAUUGCGCCGCCCAAGAUUGGUGCCCGCUUCUCCCGCGAGUCUGUCCGCAUCUUGAAGAAUUGGCUCUCUACCCACACCAGACACCCUUAUCCUAGCGAAGAGGAAAAGGAAAUGCUACAGCGCCAGACUGGCCUGAACAAGACGCAAAUCACAAACUGGCUUGCCAAUGCCCGCCGCCGCGGCAAGGUCCAGCCGCCUCGAUCAGUCUCACCAAACCCCAGAAACUGGUCCACGCCCGGCUCAAUUGACAUUCCCCAGCGCCGCGGAACACCUGCUCUGGAAGCCAUGAACCCCUUGCAGCGUUGGCAGGUCUCUCCUCCGGAACACGAACCGGCCUCGGUCAGCGCUAUUGCAAGGGCCGUCACAGCUUCGUCUUCUGCCCUGUCUUCCGGGCUCAACUCCCCAUACAGCUUCAACUACACCGAUGACGGCUCCAAUAGAUCGCUUUGCAAGGAAUCUUCGGCAUCUAGUGUGGGCACCUCGCAGUCCAAGUCCACCAAUGGCUCCUUUGGAUCUGCAUACUCUCACGGCUCCAGACACUCCUGGGGCUCGUUUGGCUCGGCGCCUUUCAACAGCCGCGGCCGUCGCCGUCGCCGUCGCAGGGCUGGCACCAAGCCCGAGGGCAACGCCAACCUGUCCGCGCCAUUGAAGACUUUCCAGUGUACCUUCUGUACCGAAACGUUCAGAACAAAGCAUGACUGGCAGAGACAUGAGAAAUCUUUGCACUUGUCGCUUGAGCGAUGGGUCUGCGCGCCCGAUGGGCCCCGUGCCUUGAACCCGGAGACGGGCAACAUGUCUUGCGUCUUCUGCGGUAUUGCCAACCCAGACGAUGCCCACGUCGACUCGCACAACCACUCUGCUUGCCAAGAGCGCUGCCUCGAGGAGCGCACAUUCUAUCGCAAAGAUCACUUGAAUCAGCACCUUCGUUUGGUUCACAAUGUCAAGUUUUUAGACUGGGCCAUGAAGCCCUGGAAGAUUGCGACGCCUGAAAUCCGCUCACGCUGCGGUUUCUGCGGCAUUGUAAUGGAUUCUUGGACUAUUCGUGUAGAUCAUCUUGCGGAGCAUUUCAAGACUGGUUAUUCCAUGGCUGACUGGAAGGGUGGCUGGGGUUUCGAGGUACCCGUUCUCGACAUGGUUGAGAACUCCAUCCCGCCUUAUCUUAUUCAUCAUGAGCGAACCUCGCCCAUGCCCUAUGUUGCCCUCCAGUCUCCGCCUGCUUCUCCGCGUAAUGCGUACGAGCUCAUCAAGCUGGAAUUAGCCCACUUUGGCUCGUCCUACUGGGAACAACACGGAAAGCCCCCGACUGACGAAGAACUCUGCCUGGAAGGAUGCCGUAUCAUUUUCGCCUCCGAAUUGCUCUCCAUCCAAGGCAUCGCCACCCAGGUAUCCUGGCUUCGUGACAUUAUCAUGAACGACGAAGAGCUCUCCCGCAAAGCCAAGUUCGGGCCUCUUCGCCGCGCAGCUGAGCUGCAAAGCCUCAAAAUUAACGGCAAGGACAACCUUUUCGAAGAGUGCCCGAUGGAAAUCCAGCUCCACCAGUUUGUCAAGGCCAAGAGGUUGCUGGGCUUGAUCGCCAUGGACGACGAGCUGCAAGAGGAGGCCUGUCGAAUUGUUGGACGUGUCGAAGAAAUGUGCACGCACCCAUCCGAGGCUGUUGCCAACUGGCUGCUUCGACUCAUCAAGCGGUCGACCACUUGGUUAUCUACCUUUCGACGCCGCGCGCAUCUGCCCCGAACAGAAGAUAUCAAGAGCGACACCAUCCGCUCCAAGGAUCUCACCUCCAUCGACUCGACAAUCCACAGCUAUUCGAGGCUCGAGAAUGAGCUUGGUGACUACUUGAAGGCACAGCGCAAUCUAGGCAAGGAGCCUUCGGACGAGGACCUCCAGCGCCAAGCGCGUAUCAUCAUCUACGAAUUCGACGAUGGGUGGAACCAGACCGCAGCCGACAACAUGCAGUGGCUAGAUGCUUUCAAGGAGCGACACGCGCUGGCGGAAAAGACACCAGGCGCCACUAGCAAGACAUCUCCAGAGCAGUCGGAUCAAGCGACCGCUGUGGGCUCCCCCGGUUCGCAGUGGGCAUCGCAAAGCAAGAGGCGACCGAGCGUCGGGAGCAAUGCCAAGACUGCCGAGUUUCUCCAAUUCAGCAAGCCCAGCAGCAACCCAUCCUUCCUCAACGACGCAAACUGCUACCGCCGUCUUGCCAAGGAGCUGAAGCGAUGGGUCGUCUCGGCCACGUCGCCCAACAACCCCAACCGCCAUGUGCCGACUGACGAGGAGCUGCGCUACCAGGCACGCUGGAUCAUCUACGACGGCGACGACCCCUGGAACCAGACGGCCGCCGACAAUGCCGAGUGGCUGCAGAGGUUCAAGCGCGACGUGGGCAUCACCAAGGACGGCGGACCGGGUCUGCCCGAGGGCUACGCCUGGGCCAUGGAGCAGGGCGGCACCGGCUUCGCGCCGCCCUACGCCUGCCCCCAGCCGGACAACAUGGGCCCUUUUGCAGGCGCGGUGCCCGUCGAGAUGCGCGACGGCGCCAAGGCCUUCAUGGCCGGGCCCACGGCCGCCAACAGCUUCGUCGACACGCUCGCGGCGCCGCACACGCGCCCGGCGAGGGUCUUUUGCUCGCGCGAGCUCGAAGCCCGCCUUCUGCAGCACGCUGAGUGCCACGCCCUCGCGCACGGCACCAUGCCCGACGAUGUGGCGCUGCGUGCCGAGGCCAGGAGGAUCCUGAAGACCGACUACACGGCCGCCGACGACGACCAGCUGCUCGGCAAGUUCAAGGAGCUCCUGUGCGAGAAGAUGCCGUUUCUAGGGGGGCCGCAGCAGCAGCAGCAGCAGCAGCAGCAGCAGCAAGAGACUGAUGUUUCUACUGAGGUGGUUGACCCGCCGCUCACUCUGCCAGUGGACACGGACAUGGACAUGCUGCUGCAUAACAUGGACUUUGAGCUGGAGCCCGACUUUAUGAGCAGUGCCGUCAUUGGCACGGAAGGAGAAGACGGUGGUGCGCCGCUCUUUUAA
This is a messenger RNA of Akanthomyces muscarius, 3525 nucleotides long. RefSeq lists its product as uncharacterized. The coding region runs from base 1 to 3525 and encodes 1174 amino acids. Gene Ontology annotation, molecular function: DNA binding. Gene Ontology annotation, biological process: regulation of DNA-templated transcription. The transcript has 2 exons. The record is from RefSeq and is a predicted model, not a curated record. Lineage: Eukaryota; Fungi; Ascomycota; Sordariomycetes; Hypocreales; Cordycipitaceae.